Hordeum vulgare subsp. vulgare (domesticated barley) is the source of this 2986-nucleotide messenger RNA. RefSeq names its product E3 ubiquitin-protein ligase WAV3-like. The transcript has 2 exons. The record is from RefSeq and is a predicted model, not a curated record. NCBI's taxonomy places the organism in Eukaryota, Viridiplantae, Streptophyta, Magnoliopsida, Poales, Poaceae. Bases 350 to 2488 code for a protein of 712 amino acids.
CAAAGCCUUGGCAGCACCAAUUUCUCGUUUCUCCCACCAUAGUCAAAACGCCGCCCCCUCUCCACCAUCCUCCUGUGCGCCGCUUGCCAGCCUGCCUGGCUGUCUCUCUGUCGCCCUGUCUCUCUCGCCGCAGAGGUCAAACCAAAAGCAGGCAGCACGCACACCACCGCUCCCCUCCCCUCGCUCUCCAAUGGCGGCUCCCUCCCUCCUUCAAAACCACCGCCCCUUCCUCUCCUCCUAGUACCCCUACCAGUCAGAGGGAAGAAGAGGCGGGUGUCACGUAUACUACGUAGUACACAAGCGUUUUGUGUGAGGUCCCAGGGGGCGAAUCUGCCGGGUGUCGGCGCUCAUGGAGGGGAUGUGGAGGAAGGCCAAGAGGGCGAUGGGCAUUGGCCUCUGCGCGCACCUCCCCGCCGUCGCCGGCGACCGGGAGGACUGCGCCAGCGAGCGCCGCGCGUCCGACGCCUUCUCCCAGGACUCGGCGGCGCUGGCGGCGGCGGCGGCGCACGCGUCCGCGCCCAAUACGCCGGCGCAGGCGGAGGCAGCCGGUGCGCUGCUCCGCAGGUCCAAGUCGGGAGCCAAGUCCUCCAAGAAAACAUGCGCGAUAUGUUUUGAUUCCAUGAAGCCAGGUCAUGGGCAAGCCCUCUUCACUGCUGAAUGUUCUCACAUGUUCCAUUUUCACUGCAUCUCCUCCAGUGUAAAACAUGGAAAUUAUGUGUGCCCAGUUUGCCGAGCAAAGUGGAAAGAGAUACCCUUUAACCGCUCGUUAUCUUCUAUUGUUCCUCGUGGAAGAAGUGGGUUGAAUGUGAACCAAGCUCGAUUACCCCAACAAGAUGCUUACAUGGCUCUCCUCCGUCAGGUUCCAACCCGUCAGCGAGAAGCACCCGCCUUGCAUACUUCUGAGCCAGUAGAGUUCAAUGAUGAUGAACCUUUGCAGCUGACGACGGCUGCUGGCAAUUGUGAUGUUAGAUCUAGUAGAACUGUGGAAAUCAAGACAUAUUCAGAGUUCUCGGCCAUUCCCCAGUCAUCAUCUCAAGAUGAUUUCGCUGUUCUGAUCCAUCUGAAGGCCCCCUGUGCUAACCCAGAGCAGAUCACAAGCAGACCGGUUAAUGCAACCUCAGUUGGGUAUCCGACAUCUCGUGCUCCUGUUGAUCUUGUUACCUUGCUUGAUGUUAGCGGCAGCAUGGCAGGAACCAAGUUGGCGCUGUUGAAGCGAGCAAUGGGUUUUGUUAUUCAACACCUUGGUCCAUCCGACCGCCUUUCAGUCAUUGCUUUCUCGUCUACUGCGAGAAGGUUGUUCCAUCUCCGACGGAUGUCACACUCUGGCCGACAGCAGGCCUUGCAGGCUGUUAAUUCACUUGGUGCAGGUGGUGGAACAAAUAUCGCUGACGCGUUGAAGAAAGCUGCUAAGGUUAUUGAGGAUCGCAGUUAUAAGAAUCCAGUAUGCAGCAUUAUUCUGUUAUCAGAUGGUCAAGAUACCUAUAAUAUUUCCUCAAAUGUUAGGGGAACCCGGCCUGAUUAUAGGUCACUUGUUCCAUCUUCCAUUCUAAACCACGCUGUAGGCAUAGUUCCUGUCCAUGGGUUUGGUUUUGGAGCAGACCAUGAUUCAGAUGCUUUGCACUCAAUUGCCGAGGUCUCUGGUGGUACAUUUUCCUUCAUCGAGGACGAGGGUGUGAUUCAGGAUGCAUUUGCUCAGUGCAUUGGUGGUCUUCUUAGUGUUGUUGUUCAGGAUAUGCGCUUAACUGUGCAGUGUGUGCAUACUGGUGUUCAGCUUCGUUCCAUCAAAUCUGGCAGCUACUUGAGUAAGGUGGCAGGAGAUGGGCGAAAUGGUUCAAUUGAUGUUGGGCAUCUUUAUGCUGACGAGGAGAGGGACUUUUUGCUAUCCGUGAGCUUCCCGCAAUCCCGUGAACAGACCAUACUCUUGAAGGUUGCCUUUUCCUACAGAGAUCCAGUGACAAAUGAAUGUAUCAAGGUCCAAGGCAACGAGGUGAUGAUCCUGAGGCCAAAAUCAUGCGCACCUGAACCUGUUUGCAUGGAGGUUGAUCGCGAGAAGAACCGAGUCCGUGCCGCCGAUUGUAUUGAGGCUGCAAGGGCUGCUGCUGAGAGAGGUGUUCUUUCUGAAGCAGUGGCUAUUCUCGAGGAGUGCCGAAGGGUAUUGUCGGAGUCCUUUUCAAGCCGGAAUGGGGACCGUUUAUGCAUGGCCCUUGAUGCAGAGCUGAGGGAGAUGCAGGAGAGGAUGGCCAGCCGGCAACGCUACGAGGCUUCAGGGAGGGCGUAUCUGCUGUCUGGACUGAGCUCGCAUUCUUGGCAGAGAGCCACGACACGUGGUGACUCCAUGGACAGCAGUUCACUUGUUUACUCGUAUCAAACACCGUCCAUGGUUCAGAUGCUGCAGCGCUCGCAGAACCACUGCCCUUCGCCUCAGAUCCCAAGGCCGCAGAUCAUCGUACCGACAAGGUCAUUCAUGCAGAAACCUCAGCCAAGGUAGAAAGAAGGUUGGACAUCACGAUCCCGUGAAGCAAGCACACGGAUUAUGGUGAAGAAAUAACGCUUAGUAGGUCGAAAUGUAGUAGUUUAGUGUCAAUCUUUGGGCUUUUCUGGUUUUGAGUCGUGGCGGCGGUAUACCGGAAGGUGGGGGUGGGGCGGGCUUGGAGGUAUAUAUGUUGUGGGGGUGGUACAUUGGAGAAGGUGAUGGGAGGGCUCACGGUGGUAAAUACAUUGUGGGGGGUAUACUCCUGUGGUGUCAAGGAAUAAGGUUUGGGAUUUGGGAAGUAGGAGGGGUGCUGGAGAUUCUCAAGGGGAAGAGGGUCUAGGGUAGGUUAAGCUUGUCACCAAGUUGCUUUAUGGGUGAACAGUUUUCAUUAGGUAUUUGGUAAUGUAGAUAAGCUGCUGGUCUGGUCUCGUCUGGUGUGAUGGAACCUCGGAAAUUUUUGAGUUUUUGGAGGUGCAAUGCGAUGCAGUUCCUUGGAUCCAGUUUUCUUGUUUA